GCGAAGGCAUUUAUUCCCUGACAAGCCCCCCAUCACAUGGACGGUUGUCUAUUAACUUGUUCAAAAAAGUAUCAGGAGUUGUCAAGGCAGAGAGAGAGAGAGAGAAAGGGAAAGGCAGCGAGCGAGCGAGCCAGAGUGAGUGCGCCUGUGUGUCUCUGCGUGCGUCUGGGGCCGCCAGGAACAACAAAAAGGGCGCCGAGCGACAGGGCGAAAGGGGACUUCGGCCGCCUCCUCCAGCCCCGGCGAUCCGGCGAGAAAAGGCGCAGAGGCGCCGGCAGAAGGAACUUUCCGCACUCGAGCCGCGCCGCGCCGCCUUUGUUAUGAGUCGCCUCAACUGCGCGCCCGCCAGCGGACCCGGAUCGCGCUCCUGAUCGGCGCGGGGGAGGUUCUUGUGGGGGGGCGCGCUCCCUGCCUGCCCCUCCCGGAGCCGUCGAGCCCAGCCCGGGACGCCGCCCGCUGCCUCUGCCUGGCCACCCUCCCGGCUCGCCCCGCCGCUUGAAUGUACAGCAUGAUGGAGACCGAGCUCAAGCCGCCCGCCCCGCAGCAGGCGCCGGGGGGAGGCCCGGGGGGGAACAGCGCCUCGGGGGCGGCCGGGCAGAAGAACAGCCCGGACCGGGUCAAGCGGCCCAUGAACGCCUUCAUGGUGUGGUCGCGGGGCCAGCGGCGCAAGAUGGCCCAGGAGAACCCCAAGAUGCACAACUCGGAGAUCUCCAAGCGCCUGGGCGCCGAGUGGAAGCUGCUGUCGGAGGCCGAGAAGCGGCCCUUCAUCGACGAGGCCAAGCGGCUGCGCGCCCUGCACAUGAAGGAGCACCCGGAUUAUAAAUACCGGCCGCGGCGGAAAACCAAGACGCUGAUGAAGAAGGAUAAGUACACGCUGCCCGGCGGCUUGCUGGCGCCGGCCUCCAACGCCAUGGCCGGCGGCGUCGGGGCCACGCUGGGCGCGGCGGCGGCGGCGGCGGCGGCGGGCGUCAACCAGCGCAUGGACAGCUACGCGCACAUGAACGGCUGGGCCAACGGCGGCUACGGGAUGAUGCAGGAGCAGCUGGCCUACCCGCAGCACCCGGGCCUCAACGCCGCCGCCGCCGCCGCCCAGAUGCAGCCCAUGCACCGCUACGACGUGGGCGCCCUCCAGUACAACUCCAUGGGCGGCUCGCAGAGCUACAUGAACGGCUCGCCCACCUACGGCGGCAUGGCCUACUCCCAGCAGGGCGCCGCGCCUGGCAUGGCCCUGGGCUCCAUGGGCUCGGUGGUCAAGACCGAGGCCAGCGCCAGCCCGCCCGUCGUCACCUCCUCCUCGCACUCCCGCGCGCCCUGCCAGACCGGAGACCUCCGGGACAUGAUCAGCAUGUACCUGCCCGGCGCCGAAGUGGCCGAGCCGGCCGCCCCUAGUAGACUGCACAUGUCGCAGCACUACCAGAACGCACCGGUGCCGGGCACGGCUAUAAACGGCACGCUGCCGCUAUCGCAUAUGUAAGACCUGGGGGGGGGGGGCUGUGCGGGGCUGGGCUGGGGGGAGAGGAGUGGAGAGAGACCGGAACCGACCGACAAGCUUGGAGCAGAAAUUCGGAACUUUGCUGGCUUCUUUCCCCCCUUUUCUCUUUUUUUUCUGGGGGGACACUAUUUUUGUACAGAGAGAAACUGGGGAGGGCGAAACAAACACACCCGAAAUCCAAAACCCACCAAGGAACUUGUAUAGAUCUCCCCCCCCCCCGCCCCUCUCCUGUGGGAAGGGAUCCGACUCCACCAAACUUGUUUUCCCCCUAAACUUCCAGUGGAAACGGUAGGAACUUGGCAGAAAGUUUUUUUUUAAAGUCUUUUACCAAUAAUCUUUAGAGCUAGUCUCCAGAAAGCGACGUAGGAAAGGGCGAAGGGGGGAAGAAGGGAGGAAGAGCUGGGGCGGGGAGGGAAAUGUUUUAAUAUUUGCAAGCGACUUUUGUACAGUAUUUAUCAAAAUAAACAUGGCAAUCGAAAUGUCCAUUGUUUAUAUUAAAAAAGACAGAGAGAGAGAGAGAGAGAGAGAGAGUAAAAAAAAACUUGAGAAUUUGCCAAUUAUUUUUAAACUACAUCAGAGUCUACUUAAGACCUGGGAUAAUAGCAGAUGGGAUUUAUAGCAGCUGCAAAAAAAGGGAGUUGAAUAUUAUUUUAAAACAAAGAUCUGGGCGUUUUAAUUGUUUUAGGAAUUGUACAAAAGGCAAAAAAUAAAUAGAAUAAGUACUUGCAUACCAUUGAACUGUUUUUUUUAAUAAAAGGGCAAAAGUUUAGGGUGUACUAAAUUUUUUACAUGUUGUUAAAGAGCAAAAAUUGACUUGCAGCUUCACACACGUUUGUUAAUUUAAAAUAGCAUUUUUUUUGUUUCAACCCUUCAUCCUAUUCAGCGAAAAAAACAGCAAAACAGCAAUCUGAAAUUAUUGUUUGAAAUAUUUUCUUAUGGUUUGUAAUAUUUCUGUAAAUUUAUUGUGACAAUAUUUUAAGUUCUUUUAUUUUUGUCCCUCCUCAUUUCCCGUAGUUGUAUUUUAAAGACUCGGCUGUGUAUUAUUUGAAAUCAGUCCGCCGGCAGUCCAUGAAUAUAUAUACACACACACGUGUAUGCGUGUAUACACACACACAUACAUGUAUAUGUAUGUAUAUAUAUACAAACGUAUAUAUUUGAACUAAUACCAUCCUUAUAAACAGAUUCAUAUUUGAAUUAAGUUUCUAUUUCAUUAUGCACAGUUUGAGAAAAAAAAUAAAUUUUUGAAAUAUGGACACUGAAAUGA
Messenger RNA from Eublepharis macularius, 2756 nucleotides. RefSeq names its product SRY-box transcription factor 2 (gene SOX2). Gene Ontology annotation, biological process: anatomical structure morphogenesis; regulation of DNA-templated transcription; cell differentiation. The coding region runs from base 500 to 1474 and encodes 324 amino acids. The transcript has a single exon. Gene Ontology annotation, molecular function: DNA-binding transcription factor activity, RNA polymerase II-specific; RNA polymerase II cis-regulatory region sequence-specific DNA binding. NCBI's taxonomy places the organism in Eukaryota, Metazoa, Chordata, Lepidosauria, Squamata, Eublepharidae. The record is from RefSeq and is a predicted model, not a curated record.